CUCGUCUUCCAAAAUCAAGACAUUCCUCACUCACCAAAGAACAUUUUCCCUCUUCUUUCCUUUCUUUCUUUAAAAUUGCUGUAACGAAGCCCCGACAAGACAUCCCGCCCAUCUGCAAACCAGAUCGAGAACCAGCAGCACGUGAGCCAACCCAAGCAGUCCCGGUAAGCGCACAGAGAUGCCAGAUGCUGCUGCUCACCUGCCCUUUUACUACGGCAGCAUUGCCAGGUCAGAAGCGGAGGAGUACCUCAAGCUGGCGGGGAUGUCGGAUGGCCUGUUCCUGCUGCGGCAAUGCCUGCGCAGUCUGGGGGGGUAUGUCCUCUCCAUGGUCUGCAACCUGCAGUUUUACCAUUACGCCAUUGAGCGCCAGAUGAACGGUACCUACGCCAUUGCUGGGGGCAAAGCGCACUGUGGGCCAGAGGAACUCUGUGAAUUUUACUCCAAGGAUGCCGAUGGGCUCUGCUGCACCCUCCGCAAGCCCUGCAACCGCCCCUGUGGUGUGGACCCCCAGCCCGGUGUCUUCGACAGCAUGAGGGACAAUAUGGUGCGCGAAUAUGUCCGGCAGACAUGGAAACUAGAGGGGGAUGCACUUGAACAAGCCAUCAUAAGCCAGGCUCCACAGGUGGAGAAGCUCAUCGCCACCACAGCCCAUGAGAGGAUGCCCUGGUACCAUGGCAGCAUCGCCCGGGAUGAAGCUGAACGGAGGCUCUACUCAGGGGCACAACCUGAUGGGAAAUUCCUGCUGAGAGAAAGGAAGGAAAACAGUGCCUACGCCCUCUCCCUUGUCUAUGGCAAAACAGUGUAUCACUAUCGGAUAGACCAGGACAAGUCCGGCAAGUACUCCAUCCCUGAGGGGACCAAGUUCGACACGCUCUGGCAGUUGGUGGAGUACCUAAAACUCAAACCGGACGGGCUGAUUUUCUACCUGAGGGAAACCUGCCCCAACCCCAACAUGCCAGCAUCUGCAGCACCGGUUCCACCAACCCACCCCUCCAUGAGCAGACACCUUGGGCCUCUCAAUGCAGAUGGAUACACACCAGAGCCUGUAGGUGCAGGAAAGUCACGCCUGCUACCCAUGGACACCAGUGUCUACGAGAGCCCGUACAGUGACCCCGAGGAACUGAAGGAUAAAAAACUUUUCCUGAAGAGGGACCACCUGAUGAUCGAUGAAGUGGAACUGGGGGCAGGAAACUUUGGCUGCGUCAAGAAAGGAGUCUACAAAAUGAGAAAGAAGCAGAUCGAUGUGGCCAUCAAGGUGCUGAAGAGCAACAAUGAGAAAACAGUGAAAGAUGAAAUGAUGAAGGAAGCCCAGAUCAUGCAUCAGCUAGACAACCCCUACAUUGUCCGCAUGAUUGGGGUCUGCGAGGCAGAGUCCCUGAUGCUCGUGAUGGAGAUGGCUUCUGGAGGACCACUCAACAAGUUCUUGGCUUCCAAGAAAGACGAGAUUAUAGUCAGCAAUAUUGUGGAGCUGAUGCACCAAGUAUCCAUGGGGAUGAAGUACUUGGAGGAAAAAAACUUUGUCCACAGAGACCUGGCAGCCAGAAAUGUCCUGCUGGUCAACCAGCAUUAUGCCAAGAUCAGUGACUUUGGACUCUCCAAGGCUCUUGGCGCUGAUGACAGCUACUACAAGGCCAGGACAGCAGGAAAGUGGCCCUUGAAAUGGUAUGCCCCAGAGUGCAUCCUCUAUCACAAGUUCUCCAGCAAGAGUGAUGUAUGGAGCUAUGGUGUAACCAUGUGGGAGGCCUUCAGCUAUGGGCAGAAACCAUACAAGAAAAUGAAAGGCCCAGAGGUCAUCAGCUUCAUAGAGCAAGGGAAGCGCAUGGACUGCCCCACGGACUGCCCGGCAGAGAUGUACGCCCUCAUGCAGCAAUGCUGGACCUACAGAUGGGAAGAGCGUCCAGGAUUUACUACUGUGGAAAACAUAAUCCGCUCCUACUACUACAGUAUUGCUACGAAGACAGAAAAUGGGCCAGAGACAGAGGACAAGUCAAAAGCAGCUCUUCCUUGAGUUUCCUUCUCUGCUCCUGAACACACACCCUUCCUGCAUGGGGCCUGGAAGGGCUCUUUGCGAAUUUUUGCUUUAAUCUCUCAAAUGCCGGUUUUGUUUCUCAAGUAGUUCCAGAACCAAGAACCUGGGAGACGAUGCUGUCACAGCAGACAAGGGCACUCAGCUGUGCCUCAUGUCUCCAAACAGCCGGCCAUGAUUUACAUCUCCAGCCUGACCCAGCACAGGACAGGACAGAGAAUAUUAUAGUUCCUUCUCACCCACUUCCAAAACUAUCCCAGGACCUCAGAGCUUAAUGCCUACCAGACUCAUUAAGGAUGAACUGUGUUGGCUCCAGCAGACCUGGAUUUUUUCAGAUCCCUUAAAAAACCAUUCUUUCAGAGGAAACUUGCAAGUGUACAUUUCUGGUGAGGUUUGCAUGUGGUGUGACACAGGACGGGGAGCCAUCGAGUCCCCUUCCCCUUGGUUUAGGCCAAGAAGCAGCUGGUGUGCUGCUUGCUUCCAGGAGAGAUGGGGAGGAGCAGUGGGGCAGAGCUGCAUGGUGCCACUGCUUUGUCCUUCGUGCACCCUGCCAGCUGCAGCUCUUACACCCCGGGCACUGCCAUGUACCUUUUCAGCACAGAGCACGGUGUACAUCCCCCCUGCACUGCCACAGCCCUCCAAGGUGGUUAUGGCUCCUGAAACAACUAAACUCCCAGGACCCAUUGCUCACCUCCUGGAUCCCAUCUGGCCCCUCUGUGCUAAUGAAAUCAGCAUCUUGCUUUUCAAGCCU
Aquila chrysaetos chrysaetos is the source of this 2777-nucleotide messenger RNA. Its product is annotated as tyrosine-protein kinase ZAP-70. Lineage: Eukaryota; Metazoa; Chordata; Aves; Accipitriformes; Accipitridae. Gene Ontology annotation, biological process: cell surface receptor protein tyrosine kinase signaling pathway; innate immune response; cell differentiation. Gene Ontology annotation, cellular component: cytoplasm; extrinsic component of cytoplasmic side of plasma membrane. Bases 179 to 2008 code for a protein of 609 amino acids. Gene Ontology annotation, molecular function: non-membrane spanning protein tyrosine kinase activity; ATP binding; signaling receptor binding. The record is from RefSeq and is a predicted model, not a curated record. The transcript is spliced from 13 exons.